UCCAUAGGCAAGUGGAUUGGUCUUCUGUUGCCUGUCUCUCUCGCUCUCUCUCUCUCUCUCGUUUCGAAGAACAAAAACACAACCGAGUCAACUCGGAGGUGACGACCCGCCAAUUUAUUAAAAAAAAAAAAUCAUCACCUUCGUCUCCUCCGUCAAAAAACCCUAGAAUUGACAUUGCUCCGUAUCAGAACCAAUUCCCCUCGUCCUCAAAGUCAACGCAUUACUCACCGUCGGUGACCAAUCGGCCAGAAAUCUCACAUCUUGGUUGAUCGAUUGGUAGUUCCGGCGAGUCUGGUGGGUGUUGUUAGGGGGUUUGUCGGUUCCGGGCAGCUACGCAAUGUCGUCGGAGAUCGAGGUCGUCGAGGAGGUCCAGCAACCGGCAGGUUCCGGUGCUUCUGGGGAGAAUCAGGUCGACUCGGACAGUCUGAAGAACGACGUGUACACGGCGGCAGCUUAUGGGGACAUUGAGAAGAUGCGGAGGUUGGUGGAGAGUGAGGGGGCCUCGGUGGCGGAGCCCGAUGGUCUCGGCUAUUAUGCGUUGCAGUGGGCUGCUCUCAACAACAAGACCGUCGUUGCUCAGUACAUCAUCGAGCACGGAGGAGAUGUAAAUGGGGCAGAUCAUACUGGGCAGACUGCUUUACACUGGAGUGCAGUUCGAGGUGCAAUCCAGGUGGCAGAACUUUUACUUCGAGAGGGUGCUCGAGUUAACGCUGCUGAUAUUUAUGGGUAUCAGGCAACGCAUGUUGCAGCUCAAUAUGGUCAGACUGCUUUCCUUUAUCACCUAGUUUCCAAAUGGAAUGCUGAACCUGAUGUUCCUGACAAUGAUGGAAGAACCCCUUUACACUGGGCCGCUUAUAAAGGUUUUGCAGAUUGCAUACGUCUUCUUUUAUAUCUGGAUGCUUAUCGAAUACAACAAGAUAAGGAGGGCUGUACUCCGCUCCAUUGGGCUGCUAUUAAGGGUAAUCUAGAGGCAUGCACUGUGUUAGUACAGGCUGGGAAGAAGGAGGAUUUGAUGUUGACCGAGAGUACUGGCCUUACCCCAGCACAACUUGCAUCAGAGAAGAAUCAUAGACAAGUCGCCUUUUUCCUCGGUAAUGCUAGAAGGCUACUUGAUAAGCACUGUGAUGGGAACAGCCGAUUUGGGUAUCUCACCAAGUUGGGACUUGCACCUCUACUCUGGCUCACUAUUCCUCUAUUGCUGAUAAUUUAUACUCACUCUGUUAUCUCGGCAUCAAAUUUACCAAAGUUAACAGCUGGUAUGGCCCUUUUCGCAUGGUCUGGUGUUUUCCUUGCAAGUGCAGGGCUUGUCAUGUUUUACAGAUGCAGCAGGAGAGACCCAGGUUUUAUCAGAGCGAACUCACAUGAUCAGCAAAAUAUGAAAGAUGAUGAGCCACUUUUAAAGAUUGAGAUAAAUCAUCCUGCUUUGCUUGCUGGGAACUGGAGUCAGCUCUGUACAACCUGCAAGAUUGUGAGACCUCUUCGUGCAAAGCACUGCUCCACUUGUGGUCGCUGUGUAGAACAAUUUGACCACCAUUGUCCUUGGGUAUCCAACUGUAUUGGAAAGAAAAACAAAUGGGAUUUCUUGUUGUUUCUCGUUCUGGAAGUUGCUGCAAUGGUUGUAACUGGUGCUGUUGCCCUUGCAAGAGUCUUGGCAGAUCCUACUGCUCCAUCGAACUUCUUUUCAUGGUUGAAUCAUGCUGGGACCCACCAUCCUGGUGCUAUCGCAUUUUUCAUGGCAGAUUUUUUCCUUUUCUUUGGAGUGGCGGUUUUAACCAUUGUCCAAGCAUCUCAGAUAUCUCGGAAUAUCACGACAAAUGAGAUGGCAAAUAUGAUGCGAUAUAGCUACCUCAAGGGCCCAGGCGGGUGGUUCAGGAACCCGUAUGAUCAUGGUUGCAAGAAAAACUGCUCCGAUUUCCUGAUCAACGGCUAUAACGAAGAUAUAGAGUACAAUGAGGACUCUUCUCAACCUGAGGGCAUAGGGAUGAUGGACAUUGGGAGGAAUUCGGGGCUUCAGAAUGGUGAAGCUCGUUCUCCUCGAGCCAAUGGGAACGGCCAUGUUUCCAUAAACAGCAACUCUUCAAACACGAAGAGUAGUCAUAAUCAUCACCAUCAUGGUCAAACCCGUUGUUCCAGUUGCAGCCAUGGGAAGCCCAAAACAGAGAACAUGCCUCUGGGUUUGGGCCUGGGCCUAGGACGGAGCGGCUCUCGCUCAGUUGCAGCCUUGUGACCAAGUCAUUAUAGCAUGAAACCCGCUUCCAAGUUUGUUUGUCUUCUGUACCAUACACAUACAGAAGUUGCUAGCUCCUGUAAUUUGAUGGCCAUCUGUGAUCUAUUCUUAAUGGGGAAAGCUGCACGCGCCUCUUCGAUUGUGUUGUACACGUAUCCCUCUGUUCGCUUAGCGAACAAUUUUUUUGUUUGUGAAUCCAAAGGCAGCUAAUCUCUCGGUUUUUAGUUAAUGCUGAAAUAGUCGUCCUCGAAGAAUCUUGUAAAAUAUUGAUAUGGUUUGGCCUUUGAGGGCAUGAUAUAUUACCUUUUGUGCAGUAUGUGUUUAGUGCUGCAGCUUUGUCAUA
Punica granatum (pomegranate) is the source of this 2570-nucleotide messenger RNA. NCBI's taxonomy places the organism in Eukaryota, Viridiplantae, Streptophyta, Magnoliopsida, Myrtales, Lythraceae. The record is from RefSeq and is a predicted model, not a curated record.